Molecule: messenger RNA, 1247 nt
Organism: Bradysia coprophila
Lineage: Eukaryota; Metazoa; Arthropoda; Insecta; Diptera; Sciaridae
Source: RefSeq, a predicted model, not a curated record
AAUGCCAACUGUUAUCGGCUUUACAUCGUCUUCACCUUUUAAAAGUUUUUAAAAUCUUUUCGGAUUGACUCAAGGUCAUCGCUCACAUCGCUUUGUGUAUCUACAAUUUUAGUCGCUCCGAUAACAGCACAAUCAAUUUAAAAAAGUUUUUUCAUUCAUUCAUUCACCUUAGUUCGUGUUGAAUAGAAUACAAAUAAUAAUGGAAACGAUUCCCUUGCUUGAUUUUAAACUAAUUUCGACCAAAAAUGGUAGAGUACCUUCACGCGACGAUUGGAAAUUUGUGGCUGAUGAACUGGACAGAGCAUUGAGUACAAUUGGAUUUGCCUACGUUAUAAAUCAUGACAUCGAUCACGUUAAGAUAUCGGAGGCUUUCGAGACGUCGAAACAUUUUUUUGAAAAACCGAAUGCAGUGAAACGAAAAUACCUCAAGAAUCCAACAAAAGCUCAUCAUGGAUACGUAUGUCCGGGACAAGAAAUACUGCAUCCAGACUCUCGUCAUGAGAUUCGAGAGAGUUACGAUUUUGUAGCGGAUCCUACAUCGUUCAAAGCUUGUGAAAUCGAGAAUUUCGAUUCGGCAAACAUGGAACUGAAAAACGAAUGCAAGCCCGUUAUCAAGAAAAUACUGAAAGUGUUGGGAAUAUCGCUGGGAUUAGACGAUGACGAAUUUUUCGUUAAAAAUUCCAAGAAUAUUGACGAUUACAGCACCGCAUCCUAUUCUACAUUCCGUACCAUAUACUAUCCCCGAAUUAGUGACGAUGACGUUGCACCCAAUACAGUGCGUUGUGGAGAGCACUCCGAUUAUGGCAUUUUAACGAUAUUAUUCCAGGACAAUGUUGGAGGUCUGCAGGUACGAACAGUCGACCGGGAAUGGAUAUCAGCAACACCAAUACCCGGAUCCGUUUUGAUUAAUACCGGGGACUUGUUGGAAUAUUGGUCCAACGGCUACUUUCCUGCUACGAAACACCGCGUUCUGAUACCGGAAAUGGAACUUAAUAGGAAGACAUCCAGACAAUCCAUUGUGUACUUCGUUCAACCGGACAAUUGUGCCAUGGUCACACCACUAGCUACGAAGAACCAUGUCGACAAAACUGUUUAUGGCUCCAUAAACGCUGGUGACUAUACAAAGCAACGAUUAGAUAGUACUUACAAGUACUAAGGACUUAAUUUGUGUGUUUCCAAGCCACAUAAAUGUAAAAACUAUUAACAUACGAAUUUUAUAAUAAAAGUGUAUUUGAUUGAUAAAAAUA